Octopus bimaculoides (California two-spot octopus) is the source of this 474-nucleotide messenger RNA. RefSeq names its product serine/threonine-protein kinase VRK1. The record is from RefSeq and is a predicted model, not a curated record. Lineage: Eukaryota; Metazoa; Mollusca; Cephalopoda; Octopoda; Octopodidae.
AUGAUAGAUGCUUUAGAGUGUAUCCACCACCAUGGCUACGUCCACGCCGACCUGAAAGCCGGUAAUAUAUUAUUUGCUGCAGAUAGUAAUAAAAUAGAUAAGGUAUAUCUGAUAGACUAUGGUCUGGCUGCGAAGAUAUUUCUAAAUGGCAAACACAAGGUGUAUAAACCAGAGAAGAAGAAAGCUCAUAAUGGAACGUUGUUAUAUACGAGUCUGGAUGCUCAUGAAGGUGCUGAUCCAUCUCGAAGAGGAGAUUUCCAAAUUCUGGGAUUCUGUAUGUAUGAAUGGCUUACAGGGAGUUUACCUUGGGAGAAAUACUUGGAAAAUAAAGAACAAGUGAAACAUGAGAAGGAAGUGCUAUUAAAGAAUCUUUCAAAAAUUCCAUUUGGAACUUUAAAAACUUACUUCAAAACUAUUGAAAAACUAAAAUACGACGAAGAACCAGACUAUGAAAAGUUACGACGAAUAUUCCAG